Molecule: messenger RNA, 1991 nt
Organism: Fulmarus glacialis (Northern fulmar)
Lineage: Eukaryota; Metazoa; Chordata; Aves; Procellariiformes; Procellariidae
Gene: F2
Product: coagulation factor II (thrombin)
Exons: 14
Coding region: 16-1839 (607 amino acids)
Biological process (GO): proteolysis; blood coagulation; platelet activation
Cellular component (GO): extracellular region
Molecular function (GO): serine-type endopeptidase activity; calcium ion binding
Source: RefSeq, a predicted model, not a curated record
CCAGGGCUGUCCAGCAUGGCGCACAACAAAACCAGCGUACUGAGGGGCCUGCUCUUUUCCAGCCUUCUGCACCUCACACUGAGCCAUGCCGGAGUUUUCCUGGAAAAGGGGGAGGCACUGUCACUGCUCAAGCGCCCACGACGUGCCAACAAGGGAUUUCUGGAAGAGAUGCUUAAGGGCAACCUGGAGCGAGAGUGCCUGGAGGAGACGUGCAGUUACGAGGAGGCUUUUGAAGCCCUUGAAUCCACCGUUCAGACGGAGGCAUUUUGGUCAAAAUACCAAGUAUGUCAGGGCCUGAGAAAGUCCAGGACAGUUCUGGAUGCUUGUCUAGAAGGUAACUGCUCUCUUGGUCUGGGCCAGAACUAUCGGGGGACAAUUAGCUACACCAAAUCAGGGAUUGAAUGUCAAGUGUGGACAAGCAAAUAUCCACAUAUACCUAAAUUUAAUGCCACCGUUUAUCCAAACCUCACUGAGAACUACUGCAGGAACCCAGACAACAACGCAGAAGGCCCAUGGUGCUACACCCGAGACCCAACGGUGGAACGGGAGGAGUGUCCCAUCCCAGUGUGCGGUCAAGAAAGGACGACAGUUGAAUUUACUCCACGGGUCACACCACCUGCCCCAGUGGAGCCCUGUGAAGAAGAGAAAGGCAUGCUUUACACAGGGACCCUCUCGGUCACUGUGUCUGGAGCUAAGUGCCUGCCGUGGAACUCUGAGAAAGCCAAAGAGGUGCUCCAUGGAAAACACAUCGACCCAGAGGUGAAGCUGCUGGAGAAUUACUGUCGAAAUCCCGACGGAGACGAUGAGGGUGUCUGGUGUGUCACAGAUGAACCACCCAACUUUGAAUAUUGUGAUCUGCACUACUGUGACAGCUCGCUAGACGAUGGGAACGAACAGUUGGAGGGAAUAUCAGGACGUAGUACGCUUCCUCAAGAGUUCAAAACCUUCUUUGAUGACAAAACUUUUGGCUCAGGUGAAGCAGAGUGCGGCACUCGUCCUUUAUUUGAGAAGAAAAAGGUAACGGACAAAGGUGAGAAGGAGCUGCUGGAGUCCUACGCAAAAAGCAGAGUUGUGGGUGGGGACGAUGCAGAAGUUGGCAGUUCCCCCUGGCAGGUGAUGCUCUACAAAAAGAGUCCUCAAGAGCUGCUGUGUGGUGCCAGCCUCAUCAGUGACAGCUGGAUCUUGACUGCUGCUCAUUGUCUUUAUUAUCCACCGUGGGACAAGAACUUAACUACAAAUGACAUCUUGGUGCGGAUUGGCAAGCACAUAAGGGCAAAAUAUGAAAAGAAUAAAGAGAAAAUUGCUCUGUUGGAUAAAAUCAUCAUCCAUCCCAAGUACAACUGGAAAGACAACAUGGACCGAGACAUUGCACUCAUGCACUUGAAGAGACCCAUCAUCUUCAGUGACUACAUCCAUCCUGUCUGCCUGCCUACCAAAGAGGUCGUGCGGAGGCUGAUGCUGGCAGGUUACAAAGGGCGAGUAACUGGUUGGGGAAACUUGAAAGAAACAUGGGCCACUAGCCCAAGCAACCUCCCCACAGUUUUGCAACAGGUCAACGUGCCCAUUGUAGACCAAGUUAUCUGUAAGGCAUCCACCAAAGUUAAAGUCACUGACAACAUGUUCUGUGCAGGUUACAGUCCUGAAGAGACAAAGAGAGGAGAUGCCUGUGAAGGGGACAGUGGGGGACCUUUUGUAAUGAAGAACCCAGACAACAACCGUUGGUAUCAAGUGGGAAUAGUUUCAUGGGGAGAAGGCUGUGACCGAGACGGCAAAUAUGGAUUUUAUACCCAUGUAUUCCGCAUGAAAAAAUGGAUGCGAAAAGUCAUCGAAACACAAUAGAGGAAGUGUUUACCUUGCUUGCUCUCAGUUUUGCUACAAUGCUCCAGUUCUUAAAAACAUAAGCAUAGAAGAUGAUGAAGUAAGACAGUUAAAUCCUUACAACUCAACAAAACAAAGUAUUCUCCCUUGAAAAUAAAAGUUCUGAAACCCAU